AUGGAGAAGCUGAAGGUGGAGAUUGCAUUGAAGAAGGCGGAGAAGGAGCGGAUGGAGGCAAAGACGAAGUUGAAGAGGGUGGAGAGGGAGCGAGCGAAGGCGGAGAAGGACCGGAUGAAGGUGGAGACGGAGCGAGUGAAGGCGAGGACGGAGGAGAAGAAGGCAAAGACGGAGAAGGUGAAGGCGGAGGCGACGAGGGAGAGGGUGAAGGAUAAAACGAUUGAUGAAGGCACAUCAUGUCCCGCCACACUUAGUCAGCCAUCCCCCGCGGCUGAAGCGCCAAUCACGAGCGACUACCAAACCCCGCCUCCAACCCGCAACGAUGAGACGGAGAGGAUUCGGGCGGAGACGGACAGGAUCAGGGCGGAGGCGGAAAUGCUGAGAGCCGAGGGGGAGAAGGUGGCCAAGGAGGCGGAGAGGGCGGGGAAGGAGGCGGAGAGACUGCGGGUGCUGGAGAGGGUUAGUAGUGGAAGGAUUUGA
Morchella importuna is the source of this 480-nucleotide messenger RNA. RefSeq lists its product as uncharacterized. The transcript has 3 exons. The record is from RefSeq and is a predicted model, not a curated record. NCBI's taxonomy places the organism in Eukaryota, Fungi, Ascomycota, Pezizomycetes, Pezizales, Morchellaceae. Bases 1 to 480 code for a protein of 159 amino acids.